This is a messenger RNA of Xenopus laevis (African clawed frog), 2040 nucleotides long. RefSeq names its product elongator acetyltransferase complex subunit 3 L homeolog (gene elp3.L). Lineage: Eukaryota; Metazoa; Chordata; Amphibia; Anura; Pipidae. Gene Ontology annotation, molecular function: tRNA uridine(34) acetyltransferase activity; catalytic activity; acyltransferase activity, transferring groups other than amino-acyl groups. Gene Ontology annotation, cellular component: elongator holoenzyme complex; cytoplasm; nucleus. The record is from RefSeq and is marked provisional. Gene Ontology annotation, biological process: tRNA wobble base 5-methoxycarbonylmethyl-2-thiouridinylation.
GUCCCCGCCUGGCGACGUAGUAGCGACGUGCCCUUGACGUCAUCUCUGCGCGCUCUGGAGCUCUCGUGUUCCUCCUGUCAGUGGGAGCCGCUAGCGGAACAUCGGGCAACAUGAAGCCGGACAGAGGGAUGAGGGGGAACAUGAGUCAGGCCGAGCUGAUGAUGAUGACGGUGGCUGAUGUCAUUAAGCAGCUGGUGGAGGCUCAUGAGCAGGGGAAGGACGUCAAUCUGAACAAGUUAAAAACAAAAACUUCAGCCAAGUACGGCCUCUCUGCGCAGCCUCGCCUGGUGGAUAUUAUCGCCGCCGUCCCCCCUCAGUACCGGAAAAUACUGGUGCCCAAGUUAAAAGCAAAGCCAAUCAGAACUGCCAGCGGGAUCGCUGUGGUCGCUGUUAUGUGUAAACCCCACAGAUGCCCCCACAUUAAUUUCACUGGCAACAUCUGCGUGUACUGCCCCGGGGGGCCUGAUUCUGAUUUUGAAUACUCUACACAAUCAUAUACAGGAUACGAGCCAACAUCAAUGAGAGCCAUCCGUGCUCGGUACGACCCCUAUCUACAGACCAGACAUCGAGUGGAACAGCUGAAGCAAUUGGGCCACAACGUGGACAAGGUGGAGUUUAUUGUUAUGGGCGGAACGUUCAUGGCCCUACCUGAGGAUUACAGAGACUUCUUCAUCCGGAAUCUGCACGAUGCCUUGUCUGGUCACACGUCCAACAGCGUCUCGGAGGCAGUCCGAUAUUCUGAAAGGAGCAAUACCAAGUGUGUGGGCAUCACCAUUGAAACCAGGCCAGAUUAUUGCCUCAAGCGCCACCUGAGUGACAUGUUGUGCUACGGUUGCACCAGACUUGAGAUCGGAGUGCAAAGUGUGUAUGAAGAUGUGGCCAGAGAUACAAACAGGGGCCACACAGUGAAAGCCGUAUGCGAGUCCUUUCACCUGUCUAAAGACGCGGGAUUUAAAGUGGUUUCCCACAUGAUGCCAGACCUGCCCAACAUGGGACUGGAGAGAGACAUUGAGCAGUUUAUUGAGUUCUUUGAAAACCCUGCUUUCCGCCCAGAUGGGAUGAAGCUGUAUCCAACAUUGGUGAUCCGUGGCACUGGUCUUUACGAGCUCUGGAAAACAGGACGAUAUAGGAGUUACUCCCCGAGCACCCUGGUGGAUUUGGUGGCAAGGAUUUUGGCCCUUGUGCCACCGUGGACACGAGUUUACAGAGUACAGAGGGAUAUACCAAUGCCACUAGUAAGCUCUGGGGUGGAGCACGGUAACCUGAGGGAAUUGGCAUUAGCCAGAAUGAAAGAUUUGGGCACUGAGUGUCGGGAUGUAAGAACACGAGAAGUGGGAAUCCAAGAAAUUCAUCACAAAGUCAGACCCUAUCAGGUUGAGUUAAUUCGUAGAGAUUAUGUUGCCAACGGAGGGUGGGAGACAUUUUUAUCUUAUGAAGAUCCUGAGCAAGACAUACUUAUUGGCCUCCUGCGGCUGAGGAAAUGUUCAGAAGAGUCCUUCAGGCCCGAGCUCAAGGGAGGGGUGUCUAUUGUACGGGAACUCCAUGUAUAUGGCAGCGUGGUUCCCAUCAGCAGCCGUGACCCUUCUAAGUUCCAACAUCAGGGGUUUGGGAUGUUGCUGAUGGAGGAAGCAGAGCGCAUAGCAAGAGAUGAACAUGGUUCCUGGAAAAUUGCUGUUAUUUCAGGUGUCGGGACAAGGAACUAUUACAGAAAAAUUGGUUAUGAAUUAGAAGGGCCGUACAUGGUGAAGAGACUGGACUGAAAGUGCUCGGAUGGGUUGUUUACUUGCAAAAUGUAUCAGCCCAUAAAACAUCUCUAUACAUUAAAGCUUUUAUAAGGCAUCAUUGGGGCAAGGCAUCAUGGGACAUCAGGCAGUACCACUUGCUUUGAUUAGACGGCAGUGUUGGGGGCACAGGGUUUGAAUGAGGGUGUGAACCAGCAAAGUGCUAGAUGCUAAGUGCUAUGGAUGGUCAUUUAAGGCAUAUUUAUAAAGAAUAAGUCAUUUUAUUGAAAAAAAUAAAACAAUAAAAACUUUCAUUAAA